This is a messenger RNA of Bradysia coprophila, 2289 nucleotides long. Its product is annotated as protein arginine N-methyltransferase 5-like. Gene Ontology annotation, biological process: peptidyl-arginine N-methylation; regulation of DNA-templated transcription. Lineage: Eukaryota; Metazoa; Arthropoda; Insecta; Diptera; Sciaridae. Gene Ontology annotation, cellular component: nucleus; cytosol. The record is from RefSeq and is a predicted model, not a curated record.
ACAUGUGUAUCUACACAUGACACAUCCAAUAUUUACAACAAACCGGUGCGCUGGGGAGAAAUAACCUUAAAGCUCUCAUCUUUAUUUAAUUGUUUGUUGUCGGCGAAUCGUUUUAUCGACUCAAUUCAACAAAAUGCAGCCAGUACAAAAAAAUGUGAUCUGUUUAUAUUCGCAUGAAAUGGUUAGCGAUCUGCGCGCAACAAUUCAACGAACCAAAGAAAGUGGAUAUGACAUGAUGGUUUGCUCUUUAGUUGCGCCCGCUUUGAAUCAUAGAAAAAGUGUGUCCAAAGAGGGAAAAAGUUUCUCCAGAAGUGAUAUUAUUCUGGAAAGCCAGGAAUGGAGCAACAAUAUCAUUGCCAAAAUUAACGAAGAAUUCGAUUGUGACUCCAGCAAUGAGACCAUUCGGUUACACAGCCAGAACAUGUUAUCUCGUGAAUUGGAUUUCGCCGAUCAUGUCAUCACUUACGGUUUCACUAUAGUGAAAGUGACUGGCGGAAAUACAACGAAUCUAGCCAGGAUCAUAUCGUCUAAACAAACCAAAGGUCAAUUUUUGAUUGAAAUUCCAAUGGUAAAUCCACAAAGCCUGUGUGAUGAGCUGUACGAUUCGAAUGAUACAACUCAAAUCGAAUAUGAAGACACGUGGAACUGGUGGAACACAUUUCGUACAACUGCCGAUUUUAGCAGUAAAUUGUCGAUUGCCUUAGAAUUGUCCGCUGACAUUCCAUCUAAGGUAGAAGUGUCCAGAUGGCAGGGUGAACCGGUUGGUUGUCUUAUUAUUCCAUCGCAGCUAUUUAUUCGUAACAAUAACAACUAUCCUGUCCUAACCCGAGCGCAUCAGAAUUUGAUUAUGAGCUUCAAGGAAACCAUAAAUAGUAUGGCUGUGAUGGUCAAAUGCAACUCCGAAGAUGGUAGCUUGCGAUACUACUCGGAUUAUUUGAGAAAUUUGUUGUCGAAGAAUCCGAUUACGGAUCCAAUGUAUGGCUUUGACGACGUGUUGGAAAUUCCAUUACAACCGCUGUACGACAAUUUGGACAGUUAUACUUACGAGGUAUUUGAAGCCGAUCCGAUCAAAUACUUGUUCUAUCAAAAGGCCAUCGAAAGAGCAUUGGUGGAUCUGGUUGCAGAGAACGAAAUUGCUACCAAAACUAUUAUCUUAAUGGUCGUUGGUGCUGGUCGUGGACCGUUGGUGCGUUCAUCGUUGAAUGCUGCCGCCAAAACGGGACGAAAAAUCAAAAUUUACGCGAUCGAAAAAAAUCCGCAUGCCAUCAACACCUUGCAGUCCUUGAUCGAUGAAUUGUGGAAAGACAAAGACAUAGAGCUCAUCGCACGAGACAUGCGAGACUUUCAUCCACCGGAGAAGGCUGACAUUUUAGUGUCCGAAUUACUGGGUUCGUUUGGCGAUAACGAACUGUCACCGGAAUGUUUAGACGGUGCACAAAAUCUCCUGAAACCGACUGGCGUUAGCAUUCCAAGCAAAUACACAUCGUACAUCAAUCCCAUUAUGUCCUCAAAGGUGUACAAUCUCAUUCGUCGAUGUAAUGAACGAUCGAAUUCGCGUGACCGCAUCAGCUCGUCGCAAAACCAGUCCGAACACAUGUACGUGGUGUACCUGAAGAAUGGAUUUCACAUUGCGAGUCCGCAACCGCUGUUCGAAUUUGUUCAUCCGAAUUGGAGUGAAACCAUUGACAAUUCUCGGUUUGCAAGUGUUACAUUUGAGACGCCAAUUGAUUGUGUCGUCACUGGAUUCGCUGGAUAUUUUGACACUGUUCUAUACAAGGACAUCAUGCUGAGCAUUCAUCCCGUAACGCACUCUAAGGGUUUAGCCUCAUGGUUUCCGGCCUAUUUCCCGAUAACGGAACCGAUUUUCGUGAAGAAAGGAGAACAAAUCACAACGAAUUUCUGGAGAUGCGUAGCUCCGAACAAAGUGUGGUACGAAUGGAGUAUGGGUACACCGACUACGACACACAUUCACAAUCUGAAAGGAAUUCAUCAUGCCAUUUAUCUUUAGUUGGAUUUUUACAUUAUUUCCCCUUUUUAUUUCAUCUUUUAUCUUAUUUUUACUUUGUUUAAGUUUUGAAUUCAAUUUAUCAGCACGUUUCCUUCUCAUAGGUUAUUACUCAUUUGAAUGACGUGCAUGGAACGUAGUUUAGGUAUAUUUUUUGUAUGAAUUAAAAAUAUGGUAAACAGUAAACAUGUUCAAAUUAGAGCUGAGAAUUAUAUGUGAACUUAACAUGAAUAUGUAGAAUGUUCCAAGAAAAAUUCGAAAAUUUAAAAUUAUUUGGCCUAACA